AUGUUCUUUUCUUUCUCUCGCUCUAGUCUCAGCGUUCUUUCUACCCUCUCCAUCGCGCGAGCUAUUGAUGAAGCAUUGGAGCACACCACAGCAGAGGAGCACUCUCUCCACUGGAAUUGCAGGCUCUUUCUUCCCCAAUUUGUGAUCGAAGAGAGUGAAGAAAAUGGUGACCGGUCACUCCCAGAGACUUUGUUCGAUUUGAUGAAGCAUCACUUCGAAACUGAAGAGGUUACAGUUGAAGCUCCUCUUCGUGUUUUAAAUGUUCAAGUUAUUGAUCUAGUCACAGGGAAGCCUUGUAAAGUUGGGAUUAAGUAUCUUGAAGAUGGAACCAAAGUAAGAGUAUCCAGAGGCCUGGGUGCAUCAGGAUCCGUUAUUCCUCUUCUUGAGAUAUUGAAGAUAAGGACUACGCCAAGGCCUAUAGUUGCUGGUCCAAAGGAUACUCCAAUGGAUGUUGUGAUGGAGAAGACUUAUGAUGCAAAAACAGGGCGAGGCAUGCCUGAACUUUGAAAGACCUGUAUUCUUAUAUA
Molecule: messenger RNA, 527 nt
Organism: Humulus lupulus (European hop)
Lineage: Eukaryota; Viridiplantae; Streptophyta; Magnoliopsida; Rosales; Cannabaceae
Exons: 4
Coding region: 1-507 (168 amino acids)
Biological process (GO): translation
Cellular component (GO): mitochondrion; ribosome
Molecular function (GO): structural constituent of ribosome
Source: RefSeq, a predicted model, not a curated record